Doryrhamphus excisus (bluestripe pipefish) is the source of this 3421-nucleotide messenger RNA. RefSeq names its product ADAM metallopeptidase domain 8a (gene adam8a). Gene Ontology annotation, biological process: positive regulation of membrane protein ectodomain proteolysis; inflammatory response; proteolysis. Gene Ontology annotation, molecular function: cell adhesion molecule binding; metalloendopeptidase activity. Lineage: Eukaryota; Metazoa; Chordata; Actinopteri; Syngnathiformes; Syngnathidae. The record is from RefSeq and is a predicted model, not a curated record.
GGAGAUUCAAGUCUUGGGUAUAUUCUCAGAUUGUCAAGCUCACAAUGAGUGAGUCCACCCGAGCAACAUGACCCAGUUUGGAUAUUUGAUAUGGAUUUUCUUCUCUUUGUGGGGGAAUGUGUGGACUCUACCUCAUGUGAUGAUGUAUAAAACAGUGACUCCUCAGAAGCUGAACAAUUCAUCUCACAUCAUCAGUGAUGCUGCCACCCAUCAGAUAUACCCUGAUGUAUUGCAGUACUCUCUGAGGAUUGCAGGACAAAAUUGCACAUUACACCUGGAGAGAAACAAGGAACUUAUUGGAAAAACCUUCUUGGUGACACAUUAUUCCGAGCAAGGCGUCCAGCUAACAACAAAACCUGCUCUUGAGAAUCACUGCUACUACCAUGGACACAUUGUGGGAGUGGAAGACUCUUCUGCCAGCGUGGAACUGUGCUCAGGAAUAAAGGGGUUUGUACGCCUGCAGGACCAAACGUACCUGAUAGAACCCCUCGCCAGCACAGCAAGUGAACAGCAGACUGACAGCGGGGCUGCUAAAGUUUACAGCGACAAGGGGCUUCAUGCUGUGUACAACUACAAACACCUGAGAAGGAAGAGGAGCUCCUGUUCCCAUGGAAACACAACCAUGUACUAUGAUCACGGAGCCCGUCCGUCUGGACUGUUCCAGCUCAGCAAUCUGAGAAGCAGAGCCCAAACCAAAGACAAAGAAAGAAAACCAAGAACAGUGGAGCUUGCUGUCGUGGUCGACUACAAGGAGUACAAGAAGUUUGGCAGUAAAAAGAUUGUGGAGGCCAGAGUGCUUGAAAUAGCAAACCACGUUGACAGGCUCUAUCGACCUGUAGGCAUCCGUGUGAUGUUGGUGAGUCUGGAUAUCUGGUCAUACAAAGAUCAAAUAGAGGUCAGCACCAACCCGGAGCAAACCCUCAGCCGCUUUCUUGAGUGGCGCCAGCGGAGCCUCCUGCCUAGAACUAAACAUGACAAUGCACAAUUCAUCACAGGAGUGGAUUUUGAAGGCACUACUGUUGGGUUGGCCAACACAAAUGCAAUGUGCACCUCUACCUCGGGGGCGGUCAAUGAGGAUCACAACAACAAUGCAGUAGGAGUGUCUUCCACCAUUGCCCACGAGAUGGGUCACAACCUGGGCUUAUCUCAUGAUACUGAAAACUGCAUCUGUGGUUCUUUGACGUCAAAAAAAGGCUGCAUCAUGGCUGAGAGUGUUGGUGUUGUGUAUCCAGAGUUGUUUAGCAGCUGCAGCCAGCAGCAGCUCAGCAGGUUCUUGGCGGAGGUCAACCCAGCUUGUUUGCUGGAUACGCCCUCUACUGAUCGUAUUUAUGGGGGGCCGGUGUGUGGCAAUGCCUUCCUGGAGCCUGGAGAGGAGUGUGAUUGUGGGACUGUGGAGGAAUGCAAGAAUCCCUGCUGCAACGCUACUAACUGCAAACUUAACGCUGGAGCCCAGUGUGCUGAGGGUGAAUGCUGCCACGACUGUCAACUGAAAGCAUCAGGCAGCGUCUGCCGGCCAAGGACAGGAAACUGUGACUUGGCAGAAUACUGCACUGGACUGUCCGCCUCCUGUCCUCCUGACGCCUACGCCCAGAAUGGUCUGCCGUGCAACCGUGGGAAAGGAUACUGCUACAGUGGAAAGUGUCCAUCACGACAGCAACACUGCAAGAGGCUAUGGGGGCCAGAUGCUGAAGUGGCUGCAGAUGCUUGUUUCUUCCAACAUGGAGGCUGCAGAAAGACCUUUUUUAGCCAAAGAUGUUUGGGAAAAGAUCAAUCAUGCGGGGCACUUUUCUGCUCUGGAGGAUGGGAAUUCCCAGUGACAUCGAGGAAGUCGUUCUACAGAGUAGGAAAUGAGGAAUGCAAUGAGGCAACACUGAAUCCUGAAGACAACUACCCUGCAGAUUUGGGCAUGGUGCCAACCGGAACCAAGUGUGGCAACAACAUGGUAUGCUACAAUCAAAAGUGUCAGGACAUCAGAACCAUUAAAGCGUAUGGAACCAAUGACUGUUCGGCCAAAUGCAACAACCACGGGGUUUGCAACCAUGAGAGCAAGUGUCACUGUGAUCCUGGCUGGGCUCCACCUUUCUGUGAUGUGCUGGAAUCCGACCUUCCAGGAGGAGGUGGACUGGUGCUUAUUGUCUCGCUGGCUGUAGGCUUGCUCAUUCUCUUAGUCCUGCUCAUUGGAGGCUUCAUGUGCUGCAGUCGGACCAGACAACCUGCAAAGAGAUGCCUCCAGUCUACCUCAGGACAGACAAAUCCAUUGUUUCGCUCAGGUGUUGCACGGGGCAGCCCUCAUCUUCGCACCACAGCUAUCAGCCAGCCGACGUUCGUGGAAUCUUCGGCAAACCGAGUCUGUACACCGCUGUCAUGCACCACGGUUAGACCAUCCUGUGUGGCGUUCAAGCCUUGUAGAACAGCCCCCGAGCCCCCCAGAACUGUACCUCAGCCAUCCAAGAUCCAACCGGACUUAAAGCCACUCUUGCAACCACCAGCUGUGCCAACCAAGCCAGUCUACUCUGAGGCUCGGCCACUACCUCCAUCCAGACCUCUACCGCCUCUUGCGUCAAAAACAGUCACAAAGACUAAACCUCAGACGCCUCCAGUGAAGCCAAAGCCCACGGUUGUCCCUGCCCCGCUUCCUCAUACCCAGCUGCUUGCAGGGAGAGCUGCCCUCAUUCCACACAACAGGCCCAGAUGACCGAGGGGAAAAACUCACAGUUCCUCCGACAUUGAUGAUCUUAUCUCACCUACAAGGACUUAAAACAGCUCUCAGGAGACCUCAGGUCUGGGGUUCACGUGGGUACGAGAUGCAGUGGAGGAUCAACAAGAAAGAUACACAAACAGGACUUUUUUUCUCUGCACCAUGAGGAUUACCGCCGUCUGCCUUGCUUCUUUUUUUAAAUGAAAACCUGAAAACUGUGAUUGACACGUUCAACUCUUGUGUGCUACACGACAAAUGGCUAUGCCGCCAUGAUGAUGAUGUAUUUGAAGGGAAACGUCUUUUCCUCGAUCCUGAGAUAUGUGAACGCUUGAUGACAAAAAAAUGCACUGCUGAUGCCAUAACUCUUUUGAUUUAUUAUCACAGCCACACAUUGUUUUGGUACUGCCUUUCCAAUAAGUUGUUUAGGGAUUUUCAAAUGUGGCACCAACGUGGGCACUUUAAAGACUUGAUUAUGAAAGGACAAGAACACAGAACAUAUCUGUUAAGGAACUGUAUGGAUUUGUGUAUGAUGGUUAUUUUUUCUCAUAUUAAUACACAUGUCAAGGGAUUUUUAUAUUGUGCAAUCUAUGCAGCAGUCAUCAUCACGCUGUCCCUUGUUUGACAAUUCAAAUAUCCAUCUGAUAAUCAUUAAUAUUUAUAAUGACUUUGAGGAUAAUAAACUCUAGUGGACAUGAAUACAUUCCCUUAAUUAUAUUUUAUUAU